Talaromyces marneffei is the source of this 1467-nucleotide messenger RNA. RefSeq lists its product as uncharacterized. Lineage: Eukaryota; Fungi; Ascomycota; Eurotiomycetes; Eurotiales; Trichocomaceae. The transcript has a single exon. Gene Ontology annotation, molecular function: N,N-dimethylaniline monooxygenase activity; flavin adenine dinucleotide binding; NADP binding. The record is from RefSeq and is a predicted model, not a curated record. Bases 1 to 1467 code for a protein of 488 amino acids.
AUGAACGGCCACGCAAAUGGCACAGCGGAAACAAUCGACGUCGCCAUUAUUGGCGCAGGCAUCUCCGGCCUGAACGCCGCCUACCGCGUCCAAACAAAACUCCCCAAUGCAACAUACCAAAUCUUCGAAGGUCGCGGCGACAUUGGAGGCACAUGGGAUCUCUUCAAGUAUCCCGGCAUUCGGUCCGAUUCAGAUUUCUACACCUUUGGGUUUGAGUGGAAUACAUGGAGCAAGGACAACCCGAUUGUGCAGGGAAGCGAUAUAAAGCAGUAUUUGCAAGAGUCAAUAAAGAAGACGGGGAUUAAUCGGCGAAUUCGAUUUCAUCAUCGGUUGGAGGCGAUGGAGUGGUCAUCCGAGGAUCAAUUUUGGACUUUGACUCUUGAUGUACAGGGACAGACCAAACAUGUCCGGACGCGAAAUCUCAUCAUUGGAACGGGCUAUUAUGAUUAUAAUCAGCCUCUGGACGCCGAUAUACCAGGCUUGCAAAAUUUUAAGGGACAAGUGAUUCAUCCACAAUUCUGGCCCGAGAAUCUGGACUAUACAAACAAAAAAGUGGCUAUCAUCGGCAGUGGUGCUACAGCAGUCACUCUUGUGCCGAGUCUAUCACCAACAGCAGCACAUGUUACCAUGAUUCAGCGCAGUCCGACAUAUAUAUACCCACUUCCGAAUAACACGGGUGGAUGGCUCAGUUUCUUUCUCCCCAAUUUCCUUCGUCAUAAACUGAGUCGCAUGUUCUUCAUAUUCUUGCAGCGGUUCAGUUACGAGAUAAGUCGUGUAUAUCCGCGACUGGCUAGAUAUGUUAUUAUGCGACGUAUGCAAAUCCUUCUUCGCGGAGCAUUACCUAUGGACCCUCACUUCACUCCGCGAUAUAACCCUUGGGACCAACGGCUCUGCCUAGCGCCUGAUGGCGAUUUCUUUACUGCCUUGCGCUCCGGCAAAGCAGAUGUCAAAACCGGGUCUGUCAAGACCAUGACAGACAAUACUAUUGUGCUCGACAAUGGUGAAGAAAUAGAAGCAGACAUCCUCAUCACAGCCACAGGAUUACGAAUCUCAGUUGCAAGCGGCGUCCCCAUCAAAGUCGACGGUGAGAUAAUUGACGUCUCCCAGAAAUAUCUGUGGAACGGAUGCAUGCUCCAAGACGUGCCGAAUCUGUGCUAUGUGCUCGGAUACAUCAACGCAUCCUGGACCUUAGGUGCUGAUGCCACUGCGCUCUUGUUUAUGCGUAUAUUGCAAUACAUGAAACGCCGCAACGCUGGCGUUGCCGUACCCCGAGUUGAGGAUCCGUCAGCUUUGACACCCAGGCCACUUAUCAAUAUGAACUCAACGUACUUUGAGAGGGCGCAGAAGAUUAUGCCGAAGACGGCGGAGGAGCAUCCGUGGCGACCAAAGGGGAGUUAUUAUGUGGAUAGCUGGAAGGCGAUGUUCGGGCGGGUUGAUAAGGGGAUUGAGUAUAUUUCCGCGAAGUGA